AUGGAAGUUUUCCCCUGGCUCUUGGUUUUGUCCGUGUGGUGGUCUCGAACCUGGGACGCGGGGAGCGCGGAUUCGAUCAUCCACAUCGGAGCAAUUUUUGAUGAAUCUGCCAAAAAGGAUGAUGAGGUGUUUCGCACAGCAGUUGGCGACCUCAACCAGAAUGAGGAGAUCUUACAGACUGAGAAAAUCACAUUUUCGGUGACAUUUGUUGAUGGCAACAACCCAUUUCAAGCAGUUCAAGAAGCCUGCGAACUUAUGAAUCAAGGCAUCUUGGCCCUGGUCAGCUCCAUUGGCUGCACAUCAGCGGGGUCCCUCCAGUCUUUGGCAGAUGCCAUGCAUAUUCCCCACCUCUUCAUCCAGCGAGCAACAGCUGGGACUCCAAGGAGUGGCUGUGGACUCACCCGGAGCAACAGGAAUGAUGACUACACGCUCUCUGUUCGUCCACCUGUCUACUUAAAUGAUGUUAUCCUGAGAGUGAUCACAGAAUAUGCCUGGCAGAAAUUCAUCAUAUUCUAUGACAGUGAAUAUGAUAUCCGUGGAAUACAGGAGUUUUUGGACAGAGUAUCUCAGCAGGGGAUGGAUGUUGCACUUCAAAAGGUAGAAAACAACAUCAAUAAAAUGAUCACCACUCUCUUUGAUACCAUGAGAAUAGAGGAAUUGAAUCGCUAUCGAGACACUCUUAGGAGAGCCAUCCUUGUUAUGAAUCCCGCCACAGCCAAAUCCUUCAUUACUGAGGUUGUGGAGACUAAUUUGGUUGCUUUUGACUGUCACUGGAUCAUUAUAAAUGAGGAAAUAAGUGAAAUGGAUGUACAGGAACUUGUAAGAAGGUCAAUUGGAAGGCUAACUAUCAUUCGGCAGACAUUCCCAGUCCCCCAGAACAUAAGUCAGCGAUGUUUCCGUGGCAACCAUCGAAUAUCUUCGACAUUGUGUGAUCCGAAGGACCCAUUUGCUCAGAAUAUGGAGAUUUCAAACCUUUACAUAUAUGACACGGUGCUUCUGCUUGCUAAUGCUUUCCAUAAGAAGCUGGAGGACCGGAAGUGGCACAGCAUGGCGAGCCUGUCAUGUAUCAGGAAGAGCUCCAAACCCUGGCAGGGGGGGCGGUCCAUGCUGGAAACCAUCAAGAAGGGUGGAGUUAAUGGGUUGACUGGAGAGCUGGAAUUUGCAGAAAAUGGAGGCAAUCCCAACGUCCACUUUGAAAUUCUUGGAACCAACUAUGGAGAGGAGCUUGGCCGAGGCAUUCGCAAACUUGGGUGCUGGAAUCCUGUCACAGGGCUGAAUGGGUCACUGACUGACAAGAAACUGGAGAAUAACAUGCGCGGAGUGGUCCUCCGUGUGGUGACCGUGCUGGAAGAACCUUUUGUAAUGGUCUCUGAAAAUGUCCUGGGUAAGCCCAAGAAAUACCAGGGCUUCUCCAUUGAUGUUUUGGAUGCCUUAUCUAACUACCUGGGAUUUAACUAUGAUAUUUAUGUUGCACCGGAUCAUAAAUAUGGCAGCCCACAGGAAGAUGGGACAUGGAAUGGCUUGGUAGGAGAACUAGUCUUUAAGAGAGCGGACAUAGGGAUUUCUGCUUUAACAAUCACCCCAGAUCGAGAGAAUGUGGUGGAUUUUACAACUCGUUACAUGGACUACUCGGUGGGAGUACUACUUCGAAGAGCUGAAAAGACAGUGGAUAUGUUUGCCUGUCUUGCACCGUUUGACCUCUCUCUAUGGGCUUGCAUUGCUGGCACAGUCCUUCUUGUGGGUCUGCUGGUCUACCUUUUGAAUUGGCUUAAUCCCCCACGAUUACAAAUGGGAUCCAUGAGUUCUACUACUCUCUACAACUCCAUGUGGUUUGUGUAUGGAUCCUUUGUACAGCAAGGUGGGGAGGUCCCAUACACAACACUGGCUACCCGAAUGAUGAUGGGCGCUUGGUGGCUGUUUGCUUUGAUUGUCAUCUCAUCUUACACAGCAAACCUUGCUGCUUUCCUCACUAUCACCCGCAUUGAAAGCUCCAUCCUGUCUCUCCAGGACCUUUCCAAGCAGACAGACAUCCCUUACGGCACAGUCCUGGACUCUGCAGUGUAUGAGCAUGUGCGUAUGAAGGGAAUGAAUCCUUUCGAGAGAGACAGCAUGUAUUCCCAAAUGUGGCGGAUGAUCAACCGAAGCAAUGGAUCAGAGAAUAAUGUUCUGGAGUCCCAAGCAGGCAUUCAAAAGGUAAAAUAUGGAAACUAUGCUUUUGUGUGGGAUGCCGCAGUAUUGGAGUAUGUAGCUAUCAAUGACCCAGAUUGCUCCUUUUACACCAUUGGGAACACUGUUGCUGAUCGGGGAUAUGGAAUUGCAUUGCAGCAUGGCAGUCCUUACCGGGAUGUUUUCUCACAAAGGAUCCUGGAGCUUCAGCAGAACGGUGACAUGGACAUCCUGAAGCACAAGUGGUGGCCAAAGAAUGGCCAGUGCGACCUGUACUCCUCAGUGGACACAAAGCAGAAAGGAGGUGCCCUGGACAUAAAGAGCUUUGCAGGGGUUUUCUGUAUCCUGGCGGCUGGGGUUGUCCUCUCCUGCUUUAUAGCCAUGCUGGAGACGUGGUGGAACAAGAGGAAAGGCUCCAGGGUCCCAUCCAAAGAGGAUGACAAGGAAAUUGACCUGGAGCACCUCCAUAGACGUGUAAAUAGCUUGUGCACAGAUGACGACAGCCCCCAUAAACAGUUUUCCACCUCGUCAAUUGACUUGACCCCUCUGGACAUUGACACUUUGCCAACACGACAAGCACUGGAGCAAAUCAGUGAUUUCAGGAACACUCAUAUUACCACAACCACCUUUAUCCCAGAGCAGAUCCAGACUCUUAGCCGCACACUGUCAGCUAAAGCUGCCUCUGGUUUCGCUUUUGGCAACGUGCCUGAGCACCGAACUGGCCCUUUUAGGCACAGGGCACCUAAUGGGGGCUUUUUCAGGAGUCCUAUCAAAACAAUGUCAUCUAUUCCUUAUCAACCAACUCCUACCCUGGGGCUCAAUCUGGGUAGCGAUCCAGACCGAGGCACCUCCAUAUGA
Messenger RNA from Eptesicus fuscus (big brown bat), 3024 nucleotides. RefSeq names its product glutamate ionotropic receptor delta type subunit 2 (gene GRID2). Gene Ontology annotation, biological process: modulation of chemical synaptic transmission; synaptic transmission, glutamatergic; monoatomic ion transport. Bases 1 to 3024 code for a protein of 1007 amino acids. Lineage: Eukaryota; Metazoa; Chordata; Mammalia; Chiroptera; Vespertilionidae. Gene Ontology annotation, cellular component: plasma membrane; postsynaptic membrane. Gene Ontology annotation, molecular function: glutamate-gated receptor activity; transmitter-gated monoatomic ion channel activity involved in regulation of postsynaptic membrane potential. The record is from RefSeq and is a predicted model, not a curated record. The transcript is spliced from 16 exons.